Ilyonectria robusta is the source of this 1644-nucleotide messenger RNA. Its product is annotated as major facilitator superfamily domain-containing protein. The transcript is spliced from 2 exons. Gene Ontology annotation, molecular function: transmembrane transporter activity. NCBI's taxonomy places the organism in Eukaryota, Fungi, Ascomycota, Sordariomycetes, Hypocreales, Nectriaceae. The record is from RefSeq and is a predicted model, not a curated record. The coding region runs from base 1 to 1644 and encodes 547 amino acids. Gene Ontology annotation, biological process: transmembrane transport.
AUGGACUUUAUCAGUAUUGCGCAGCUGUUUGGCUUGAUUGGCUCUGGCUUCCUUGCCGUGCAAACAACCCUCUUCUUCGGACACAUAGGCCUCGCAGGCUGGCUUCCACAGAUCCUCGCCAUCUUUACUCUGGCCUUGAACAUCCCGUUGAGUCACGCGGCUGAUUACUGGGGACGAAAAUGGAUCAUUGUCAUAUGCUCUCUUGGCGGCACGGUUGGGCCGCUGGUUAUUGCCCGGGCGAACAACGUGGCCACUCUGAUUGCGGGACAAUGCAUCUUCGGCAUCGCCUUUGGGUGUCAGUCCUCGUUCUAUGCCAUUAUAUCAGAAGUUCUGCCUCGAAAAUACCGUUCGGCCGGCCAGGCCUCCAUCAACUUUGCUACCGCCGUCGGCUCCAUCUUGGCUAUGCUGACGGCCGGCCUCCUCAUGCGUGGCGGCAAGCUGGAAAACUACCGCAUCUUCUGGUACAUUGCAUGCGGCAUAUACACUGCUGGUAACCUGGGUAUCUUCUUUGGCUACCGCCCACCCCCUCGAGAACUUCAAACUACCAUGAAUGACUGGGAGAAGCUCAAAAGUCUCGACUGGAUUGGGCUUGUCUUUGUGGCCGUGGGACUCACACUCUUUUGCAUAGGUUUAACCUGGUCCUCGAACCCCUAUGGAUGGGACGAUGCACAUGUCACAGCUCCAUUUGUUGUAGGCAUUGUACUUCUGAUCUGCUUCGGAAUCUAUGAAUGGCGUGGCACAGGCGGGCGAUUGAUAAAUCGCACCCUUUUCAAAGAUCGCAACUUUGCCAUCGCGCUCUUCGCCAUGUUCAUGGAAGGCCUCUCCUUUUUCACCACCAACAGCUACCUGGUCCGCGAGAUCACACUUCUCUACGACAGCGACACGCUCAUAGCGAGUACCCCGUUCAUGAUCGUCUUUAUUGUUACCAUCUUCAUGUCACCAGUCGUAGGCAUCUACACCACCGUCGCAAAGUCACUUCGAAACUCUCUUGUCAUUGGAUUUGUCUUCAUCACUCUUUACAACGCCCUCAUGGCUACUUUGACACCCUCAAGCCCCAAAGGCUGCGCUUGGGGCUAUCCGGUGUUUGCUGGUAUUGGUCUAAGCACCGUCAUCAUCAACUCCAUGGUCGCUGCUCAGAUGAGCUCUCCACCAGAACUCCUUUCUAUCACCAGUGGGUUUGUCGUCUCAGCCAGAGGAAUCGGCGGCGCUGUUGGCAUGGCAAUUAACAAUGCCAUCUUCAGCAGUGCCCUCGAGAAAAACUUGGGGAACAAGGUGGCUGCCGCUUUGGCACCGUUCGACUUUCCGCUUGACAAAAUCGGGGCCGUGAUAGAGGCUUUUGAGUCACAGAGCCAGCAAUUGGUUGCCCAGGUGCUUGAAGGGAACACAGAGAUGAUCGGCGCAGCCUUCACGGCCUACAAGAACGCCUACUCGAUUGCUUUUCGAAAUACUUGGAUAACGGCCGCAUCAUUCAGCUGUAUUGGAAUCUUCAUUUCUGCCUUCUUCCGGGAUGAUAAGUCUCGCUUUGACGAUCACAUCGAUGCAGCAGUGCAAGAGGACAUCGUGAGACACCAAGCGGAGAAGGAAGACAUCCAGCCUACGAUGGUUCACAGGGAGAAUUUACAGGAUCUCGAGAAGACGGCUUAG